This is a messenger RNA of Polychytrium aggregatum, 1005 nucleotides long. Its product is annotated as kinase-like domain-containing protein. The record is from RefSeq and is a predicted model, not a curated record. Gene Ontology annotation, cellular component: cytoskeleton; cytoplasm. Gene Ontology annotation, molecular function: ATP binding; protein serine/threonine kinase activity. NCBI's taxonomy places the organism in Eukaryota, Fungi, Chytridiomycota, Chytridiomycetes, Polychytriales. The annotation marks the transcript as partial. The transcript is spliced from 8 exons. Gene Ontology annotation, biological process: actomyosin structure organization; peptidyl-threonine phosphorylation.
AUGUGGCCCAGGAGGAUUGCUUGCACAUCCGGAGCCACAGCUCACGCUCUUCGCCCCGGAAUCCGCUCGACAGAUGACCGAUUCGUGAGCCGGCUCCAAAGCUGGCGCGUCAAUAGGAAUGAUUUUGAUGUCCUCCAGACUUUGGCGACAGGCGCCGUUGGCAAGGUAGUGUGCUUGGUUCGCAGCAAACUGGACAAACUGGUGUAUGCAAUGAAGAUUCUCAAGAAAACGGAUCUGCUGACACGGCGCGAAGCGGCUUUCUUUAUGGAAGAAAGAAAUGCGCUGGUGUUUGCCCAGCAAUCCAAGUGGAUGACAACGCUGUACUCGGCGUUCCAAGACGACGAGAACCUCUAUUUGGUCAUGGAAUACGUCUCUGGAGGCUCGGUCCGGAACAUGCUCGACAGCCGGGAAGAGGAUAUGAGCGAAGAUGAAACGCGGUUCUACAUGGCCGAAAUGAUGAUCGCCCUCGACGAGCUCCACAAACUCAGCUUCAUCCACCGAGAUGUCAAGCCAGAAAACUACCUGAUCGAUGCAACGGGACAUAUCAAGCUUGCUGAUUUCGGAUCGUGCAUGAGGAUGAACGAAUCUCGGAUGGUGAACUCGACCGAGACAGUCGGAACGCCCGAUUACAUUUCGCCAGAGAUCCUUCGGGCACAAGAAGGAAACGUGAGCUACGGCCGAGAGUGUGACUGGUGGUCGCUGGGCAUCAUCAUGUAUGAGUUCCUCUUUGGUGAUGUGCCGUUCUACUCCGAAUCACUAUCCAAGACGUACAGUCGCAUCAUGAACCACGAGGUCAGCUCCGUUUCUUGCUUUCACAUGCCUCCUGUGGACAUACUCAUUUGCAAGCGUGAAGUGCGUCUCGGCCGCGAAGGUAGCCACGACAUUCGCGCGCAUCCGUGGUUCCAGAGUGUGCAGUUCGACGGUAUCCGGAACAGCAAGCCUCCAUUUGUCCCCGAACUGAGCGGACCCGACGAUACGCGGUACUUUGAGAAUGAAGAAGAUGAG